This is a messenger RNA of Solanum verrucosum, 1146 nucleotides long. Its product is annotated as non-functional pseudokinase ZED1-like. Gene Ontology annotation, molecular function: ATP binding; protein serine/threonine kinase activity. Gene Ontology annotation, cellular component: plasma membrane. Lineage: Eukaryota; Viridiplantae; Streptophyta; Magnoliopsida; Solanales; Solanaceae. The transcript has a single exon. Bases 25 to 1146 code for a protein of 373 amino acids. The record is from RefSeq and is a predicted model, not a curated record. Gene Ontology annotation, biological process: cell surface receptor signaling pathway; protein phosphorylation.
CAGCACAAGGUAUUGCAAGAAAAAAUGCACUUCUUCAGGGUACUAACAAGGAAAAAACCUUUUUCCUUUGCCGCAGCAGAAAGGCGGAAGAAAGAGGAGGAUUGUUAUUUAAAGAAUGGAGGUGCAGUGCUAGAGGAGCUUCUUGCUUUAUGCGAUGGAAAUUGCAGAAUUCCCAUCCGUUAUUUCACUGCCACUGAGAUCGAGAGGGCAAUAAAACACUCUAAAAGGAAAAUGGAGCUCUCCCAUGUGUCUAUGGUUACAGGCUCACUGGACAACCGCCCCGUUUUAGUUAGGUUCAGUAGAUGUCAAUUCACCAAUAUCCACCGAGAUAUAGCAAUUACUGCACAGAUGAGUCAUCUCAAGAAUGUGCUGAGACUUGUUGGUUGCUGUCUAGAAUUUGAACAACCAGUUAUGGUGUAUGAAUAUGUUGAGGCUAUAACUCUCAGCGAUCUACUUUUCAGAGAGUGUGAUCAUAAGACUAAAAGAUCAUUAUCUUGGGGAAAGAGAUUACGAAUUGCCAAUGAGGUCGCUUCUACAGUUGUUUUUCUCCAUACAGAAUUUACUACACCCAUCAUCCACAGAGAUAUAAAGCCUCACAAAGUGAUGAUAGAUCAGAACAGCGGCGUUGCCAAAAUAAUAGACUUUUCAUUGUCUAUAUCAUUACCUCCAGGGGAAUUGGAGGUACAAGAUGCUGUACUGUGCGGAACAUUUUGGUAUUUAGAUCCAGAAUAUGCCUCCCUGGGUAUUGUUACUCAAAAAACUGAUGUCUACAGCUUCGGAGUUCUUCUCUUUCAGUUAUUAACCGGAAAGGAAUCUCUUGAUAGUAUGCAAUCGAAUAUUGAAGAAGGUAAUGUUAUGGAUAGAGUGCAUUCUAGAAUUUAUGAAGAAACAACAAAUUUUAAAGAUCCAAAUCCACCAACCAUGGUUGAGCUCUACAUUAAAGAGUGUAAUGCAAUAGAUAUAGCAGACCCUACCUUUUUGGAACAGCACGGUAUUGAGAUUCGACAACAAUUGGAAGACUACUUGGAUCUUGUAAAGAAAUGCACAACGUACAAAGGAGAAAACAGACCAUAUAUGAUUCAUGUUGCUAAGGAAUUAUGCCGAAUUGAGAACUGCUACCGUGCCCUCACUAUUGAUCAAAAUUAA